Messenger RNA from Glycine soja, 952 nucleotides. RefSeq lists its product as uncharacterized. The transcript has 2 exons. The record is from RefSeq and is a predicted model, not a curated record. NCBI's taxonomy places the organism in Eukaryota, Viridiplantae, Streptophyta, Magnoliopsida, Fabales, Fabaceae. Bases 272 to 706 code for a protein of 144 amino acids.
GGCACUCCACUGUGUCUACUUAAUUAAUAAAGGUUUCAACUUUGAGGAUAAACCUCACCGGUUCUCACAGGGUUUAUCGUUUAACGGUUGAAACGAAGCGAAACUUCCAACUUCAUCUUCAACCCUGCGCUUCUUUUGAACUGGUAAAAACUUCGAUCAUUUUUUGCUCUUUAGUCGGUGUUCAUUUCAACUCAGAAGUCAGAACAUCGGAGCUCAUCAAAUUUGUGCUAGUUUGCAAGGGAAGCUCAUUGAUUGUAAACUGUUAACAGGCAUGGCAAGCUCUUUGACAACAUUAGCCAUUACCUAUUCUCCUGUCAACAAUGGUUCCAGGGGUUUCAGAAAGUCAGUUAAUGCUUCUAAAGGAAGGUGUUGCAUAAAAGCAAUGAGGAUAGAGAAAUCCUUGGAGGAAUUGUACAAUGUGAAGGUGGAAAGAAAAGUUCCUCCUGAGAGACUAGCGGAGCUUGGAGUUUCAAAAUGGUCAGUGUGGAAGACUGGGAAAAGCAGGUUGCCUUGGGACUGGCAGGUAGACCAACUGGUGUACAUAGAAGAAGGGGAAGUGAGAGUUGUGCCUGAAGGAAGCCAGCGUUUCAUGCAAUUUGUGGCCGGAGACUUGGUCCGGUACCCAAAGUGGUUUGAAGCUGACCUCUGGUUCAAUGGUCCAUAUCAAGAACGUUAUAGUUUCAGAGCAUAUGGUGAUGAUCAUUGACGAGAAGAUGAUGCUUGGUAACCACUUAAAAGUAGCAUGCACAUCUUAUUUGGAUGUUUUAUGUAAUAGAUGUUUUUUAAAAGUUAUAGUUUUCCAGUUCUAAAUGUAUUACCAAUAUUUUUUAAUGUUAGUGAUACUUUGCCAUCAUUUAAAAGAAAUAGUCCUAAAUGCUUCUGUUGUAUCCUUUUCAUGUUCUGCCUCUGCAAGGUAAGACUUCCCGAUGAGUUCAUAUCGACCAACUUCAUA